Molecule: messenger RNA, 3857 nt
Organism: Ctenopharyngodon idella (grass carp)
Lineage: Eukaryota; Metazoa; Chordata; Actinopteri; Cypriniformes; Xenocyprididae
Product: NACHT, LRR and PYD domains-containing protein 3
Exons: 9
Coding region: 59-3421 (1120 amino acids)
Molecular function (GO): protein binding
Source: RefSeq, a predicted model, not a curated record
CGCUUUUACCUCAGUUAGACACACACACACACACACGCACACAAACAAAAGUGAAGCAAUGGAGCGAGCGAACGCGAUUAAUAUGAAACGAUUCUUGAGAAGAUAUUGCAAAGAUAUGAAUAAGAAGACUCUCUGUUUAUUACAGAAGAAACUCGACAAGCACUUGAGCAGCUGGAGAAGAACAACAGGGAGGUUGGAAGACACCCUAAAGGAGCUACAGGAUGAAUAUGGAGAGAAAAAAGCAUUAAACAUUUUUAAGUCCGUAGUGAGAGAAAUCAGAAAAAAGAUGCAUAUCAAAAAUGGUGGCAGUGUUCAAACACAUUCCGAAAACAUUAAAUUUCAACAGCAUAACAACCAUCCACAACAACAGCAUAAUAAUAAUAAUAAUUCUACAUCACUCUGGCAAUCAUCGAUUCAUAACCCAAAUCAGCAUAACUUAACAGUCACAAUUGACCAGAAGGGUAGUGGAUCAAUGUUUGUUCCAAUCGUGUUAGGAAACCAAAUGGCUGAUUUUAACAUGAAUGCGGUGUCUCACUCUACCUUGAUAAACAAAGAUGAAAUUCUUCAGAAUGUAAAGAAUAACAUGAAAACAAGAAUGCUGAGUGACUCUGAGAGGAUUUUGGAGGGAAGUGCACCACGGUCGGUCUCUCUAAACAAGAUCUACACUAAACUGUUUAUAAUCAAUGACGAGUCUGACCCCAUCAAUAGAGAACAUGAGAUCUGGCAGAUUGAGACGACGCAUGAUUUAAACACAGCAGCGCAGACAGUCAUAAACUACAAUGAAAUCCUUCAGCCAUCCACAGAUGAAAAUAGAAAAAUGAUGACUGUUUUAACUAAAGGAAUUGCCGGAAUUGGGAAAACGAUCACUGUGAAGAAGUUUGUCCUCGACUGGGCGAGAGGAGAAGCCAAUCAAGAUCUAGAGUUUGUGUUUCUGCUCCCCUUCCGAGAGCUGAACUUGCUUGAGGGAGAAAAGAGUUUUUUUGACUUGCUUUGUGUCUUUUACUCUGAGCUUAGUGAGGCGAGACCUGAAUGGAUCUUUGAUAGGAAAGUUCUGUUCAUCUUAGAUGGUCUGGAUGAAUAUAAAAAGAAAUUGUACUUUCAAAGCUGCCUUUUGGCAGAUGUAACUGAGAAAGCCACAGCGGAUGUCCUUUUAGUAAACCUUCUACGAGGAAAACUGCUUCCAUCCGCUCAUCUGUGGAUCACCAGCCGGCCCGUCGCAGCUGUACAGCUUCCGAGUGAGAUCUUCUCAAAUGGAUACAUCACACAGAUCAGAGGAUUCACAGAUGAUCAAAAGGAGGAGUACUUCACGGGGCAACUUGAAGAUCUAAAGCUAACCCAAGACAUCAUCUGUCACCUAAAAUCUCAAAAGAGCCUGUGGAUAUUGUGCCACAUACCUCUAUUUUGUUGGAUUUCAGUGGUUGUUCUUAGAGAAAUAAUUGCAGGACAAAAUAAAGAUAGGAACAUGCCCUCAAAUCUGACAGAAAUGUACAUCCACUAUCUGCUCAUUCAGACCGGGUUGAGCCACAAGAAAUAUCAAGGGAACGAACUGCCACAAGAUGCUCUCAAGCAGCACAAAGAACUGAUUAUGAAACUGGCAGAGCUGGCAUACUGGCAGCUGAAGGAACAGAAUGUCAUCUUCAGAGAAGAAGACUUGUUGAGAUAUAAUAUCACUGUUGAUGAAGCACAUCAAUAUCCUGGUGUCAUUACCUGUGUCACAGAGUACAAAUUUGGAUAUUACAGGAAAAAUCUUUUCAGUUUCGUCCAUCUCAGUGUCCAGGAAUUCUUUGCAGCCUUGUUUGCGUUUCAAACAUUUCUAUCACAAAAUCAAGACUCCAUGAAUUUAAUAACAGAUAAAAAUAGGCAGAAGUCUAAUUUGUCUGAAUUUCUCAAAGAUGUGAUUAAUCUGGCCUUGCGAAGUAAAAAUGGGCACUUGGAUCUUUUUAUGUGUUUUCUCUUUGGGAUUUCUUGCGAUUCCAGCAGAGAUCUACUUGAAGGACUCCUGCCUCCAUUAUGGGCCAGUAGUUCAGAUGGUCACAAAAAAGUGACCACACACAUUAAGUCUUUGAAGAGGAAAGAUCUGUCCUCUGAGAGAUGCAUCAGUCUUGUUCGUUGUCUCGUUGAGCUCAAGGACAUGUCAUUUUUGCAGGAGAUGCAAGAUCUUGAACGCUCGCGGUCCAAAGAGCCUCUCAAGCUGUUCCAGUGCUCAUGUCUGGCUUUCCAGUUUAGGAUGUCAGAUACGAAACAUGAUACGUUUGACCUCAGGAAAUACAACAUCACUUUAGAAGGGUUUCAGAGAUUUUCUCCAGCCAUCAUGUACUUCAGAAAGGCAUUGCUCAAAGGAAGCGGAUUUACAGAGCAGCACUGUAAGAGCCUGACGGGUUACCUGAGGUCACCAAACUCUCACCUGACUGAUCUUGAUCUGAGCCACAAUGCUCUGGGAGGGUCCACUCUGAAGCAGCUUUCCACUGCGCUCUGUGAUCCCAACUGCCAGAUUCAGAUCCUGAAUCUCAGCCACAAUGACCUCCAGAGUCAGGACAUGGAGCUGAUCAGGGAUGUGCUUUCAGGAGAAAAUAUGAAUCUGAGAGUGCUGAAUCUCAGUGACAAUCCUCUAGGUGAUUCAGGAGUGAAGAUUCUCUCAGCUGGACUGCAGAGCACAAACUGUCAUCUUGAAGUUCUGAAACUUUCAGGCUGUCAAAUUAAAGAAGGAGUUUAUCAGUUGCUGUCGUCUUUGAAAGCCAAUCCUUCAUGUCUGAAAGAGCUGGAUCUGCGGUAUAAUGAUCUUGGAAACAUCGGACAGGAAAUUCUUAAGGAUGAGUACCUGUGCUCACUGAGAAUUUCUACUGAAGGAGUCUGUGGUCCCCAACCAGGACUCUACAAAUAUGCUGCUGUCACGCUCACCUUUGACCCUCAGACGGCUAACGGAUACCUCCAUCUGAAUGAGAACAACACUGUGGCCACUCGUCAGAAGGAGAAACAACAGCUUCCUGAUAAUGACGAGAGAUUUGUCAUGUGCAACCAGGUCCUGUGCCGCCCGCCGCUGUCAGAACGCUGCUUCUUUGAGGUGGAUGUGAUUGGGCCAGACAUACAUGUGGGCGUGGCCUGUGAGGGAAUGGAGAGGAAGGGAGCGAGUGAUCGAGUACGACUGGGUCGCAAUGAGAUGUCGUGGAGUUUAUGUUGCUCAGAUAAUGUAUGUGUGGCUCAACACAACCAGAAAACCGUAUCAGUUCAAACAGAGUCCAUCAGGAAAGUCGGCGUGUUCCUGGACCGGAAGGCUGGUUCUCUUUGCUUCUAUAGUUUGAGUCCGCAGAUGAAACUCUUGUACAUGUUUGAUGCAGAUUUUCCCGGGGACCAGGACCUUUUAGCCGCAUUCAGGAUUCAGGAGCCAGGCUGCUCAGUCAAUUUAAGACAAGAAUCACUGUAACUAUAUAUAGAAGAAGUGUUUGUGCUCCAGACAGGAUUGAUUCCUCAGAUCAGAAGAGGUGUGCUCUGAUCAGACCAAUACUUUUAUAUUUUAUUCUUAAAUUUAUUACUAUAUUUCUUGUUGUUGUAUUUGUAUAUGUGCACUGGAAGCUUCAGUACCAAGAAAAAUUCCUUGUGUGUGCAAACACACUUGACAAUAAAGCUCUUUCUGAUUCUGAUUCUAGCAAACCUGAACAAAACCAGCUAGUAACCACCCAGAACCAGCGGCAAGUGUUGAAACUUUUGAUGAAGCCUCUGAUUCUCCAGCAGAAAUAAACCUGAGAUUAUGAUUUUAUUUCUGUAAUCAUGUACUGUAUCAUUUUCAUGUUUUCACUGAAAACUGUAUGUUUCUAAGCCAGACCAGUUUCAUUUAAUCACAAAUAAAGACAUGAAUUGGA